Messenger RNA from Dipodomys spectabilis (banner-tailed kangaroo rat), 4156 nucleotides. Its product is annotated as CUB and sushi domain-containing protein 1-like. The transcript is spliced from 28 exons. The annotation marks the transcript as partial. NCBI's taxonomy places the organism in Eukaryota, Metazoa, Chordata, Mammalia, Rodentia, Heteromyidae. The record is from RefSeq and is a predicted model, not a curated record.
AUGGCUACUGGAUAUAGACCACAUGUCUACCAGCCCCAUGGAAAAGGAAGUUCUUCCCUGUUCUGGAAACAGGGCUGGGAACAAGGUCAGAACUGUGGCGGUUUGGUGCAGGGACCGAAUGGCACCAUCGAGAGCCCCGGCUUCCCCCACGGGUACCCAAACUACGCCAACUGCACCUGGAUGGUGAUCGCUGGAGAGCGUAACAGGAUCCAGCUCUCCUUCCACACCUUCGCACUCGAGGAGGACUUCGACAUCCUGUCGGUCUACGAUGGACAGCCGCAGCAAGGGAACCUGAAAGUGAGGUUGUCGGGAUUUCAGCUGCCCUCCUCUAUCGUGAGCACGGGCUCCAUUCUGACGCUGUGGUUCACAACGGACUUUGCCGUCAGUGCCCAGGGUUUCAAAGCCCUGUACGAAGUUUUACCCAGCCAUACCUGCGGGAACCCCGGGGAAAUCCUGAAAGGCGUCCUGCACGGUUCGCGCUUCAACAUAGGAGACAAGAUCCGGUACAGCUGCCUGUCGGGCUACAUCCUGGAGGGUCACGCCACCCUGACCUGCAUCGUCAGCCCUGGGAACGGUGCCUCCUGGGACUUCCCGGCUCCUUUCUGCAGAGCCGAGGGCGCCUGUGGCGGCACCCUGCGUGGGACCAGCAGCUCCAUCUCCAGCCCGCACUUCCCCUCCGAGUACGACAACAAUGCCGACUGCACCUGGACCGUGCUGGCCGAGCCGGGGGACACCAUCGCCCUGGUCUUCACUGACUUCCAGCUGGAGGAAGGGUAUGAUUUCCUGGAGAUCAGCGGCACAGAAGCUCCGUCCAUAUGGCUGACAGGCAUGAACCUCCCUUCCCCAGUGAUCAGCAGCAAGAACUGGCUACGGCUUCACUUCACCUCUGACAGCAACCAUCGGCGGAAGGGCUUCAACGCACAGUUCCAAGUGAAAAAGGCGAUUGAACUGAAGUCGAGAGGAGUCAAGAUGCUACCCAACAAGGACAGCAGCCGUAAGAACUCUGUCUUGGGCCAGGGAGGCGUUGCGCUGGUCUCUGACAUGUGUCCAGACCCUGGGACCCCGGAAAACGGCCGGAGAGCAGGCUCUGACUUCAGUCGGGUCGGCGCAAGCGUACACUUCUCCUGCGAGGACAAUUACGUGCUCCAGGGACCCAAGAGCCUGACCUGCCAGAGAGUCACGGAGACCUUGGCAGCCUGGAGCGACCACCGGCCCACCUGCCGAGCCAGGACGUGCGGCUCGAAUCUGCGGGGGCCCAGUGGUGUCAUCACCUCACCCAACUACCCGGUUCAGUACGAAGACAACGCGCACUGCGUGUGGGUCAUUACAGCCUCGGACCCGGACAAGGUCAUCAAACUUGCCUUCGAAGAGUUCGAGCUGGAAAGAGGCUACGACACUCUGACGGUCGGUGAUGCGGGGAAAGUGGGGGACACCCGCUCGGUCUUGUACGUCCUCACGGGGUCCAGAGUUCCUGAUCUCAUCGUGAGCAUGAGCAACCAAAUGUGGCUGCACCUGCAGUCCGACGACAGCAUCGGCUCACCGGGGUUCAAAGCCGUGUACCAAGAAAUUGAGAAGGGGGGCUGUGGGGACCCCGGCAUUCCGGCCUACGGGAAGCGGACGGGCAGCAGCUUCCUGCAUGGGAACACACUGUCCUUCGAGUGCCAGGCAGCCUUCGAGCUGGUCGGGGAGAGGGUCAUCACCUGCCAGCAGAACAACCAGUGGUCGGGCAACAAGCCGAGCUGCGUGUUCUCGUGUUUCUUCAACUUCACGGCCUCCUCUGGGAUUAUCCUGUCCCCGAACUACCCGGAGGAGUACGGAAACAACAUGAACUGCGUCUGGUUGAUUAUCUCGGAGCCCGGGAGCAGAAUCCACCUCAUCUUCAAUGAUUUCGAUGUGGAGCCUCAGUUUGACUUCCUGGCCGUCAAAGAUGACGGGCUCUCUGAUAUCACUGUCCUUGGCACAUUUUCGGGCAACGAAGUGCCUGCCCAGCUGGCCAGCAGCGGGCACGUGGUGCGCUUGGAGUUUCAGUCCGACCACUCCACCACCGGCCGAGGGUUCAACAUCACCUACACCACAUUUGGUCAGAACGAGUGCCACGAUCCCGGCAUUCCUGUGAAUGGGCAGCGAUUUGGAGACCGGUUUCUGCUGGGGAGCUCCGUGUCCUUCCACUGCGAGGAUGGCUUUGUGAAGACCCAGGGAUCCGAGUCCAUCACCUGCAUCCUGCAGGACGGGAAUGUGGUGUGGAGCUCCACGGUGCCGCGCUGUGAGGCUCCGUGUGGAGGACACCUGACAGCGUCCAGUGGAGUCAUUCUGCCCCCUGGGUGGCCUGGGUAUUACAAAGAUUCCUUAAGUUGUGAGUGGAUCAUCGAAGCAAAACCAGGACAUUCCAUCAAGAUAACAUUCGAUAGAUUCCAGACGGAAGUCAAUUACGACACGCUGGAGGUGCGGGAUGGGGCGGCCAGCUCCUCUCCGCUGAUCGGAGAGUACCACGGCACUCAGGCACCGCAGUUCCUCAUCAGCACCGGCAACUUCAUGUUCCUGCUCUUCACCACCGACAGCAGCCGGUCCAACGUGGGCUUCCUCAUCCACUAUGAGAGCGUGACCCUGGAGUCCGACUCCUGCCUGGACCCCGGCAUCCCCGUGAACGGCCGUCGGCAGGGCAGCGACUUCGGCAUCGGCGCCACGGUGACCUUCGGCUGUGAGCCGGGGUACACGCUGAGCGACGACGAGCCCCUGCUGUGCGAGCAGAGCCACCAGUGGAGCCACGCCCUGCCCAGCUGCGACGCUCUGUGCGGCGGCUACAUCCACGGGAAGAGCGGGACCGUCCUUUCUCCUGGAUUUCCAGACUUCUACCCAAACUCCCUCAACUGCACGUGGACCAUUGAAGUCUCUCAUGGAAAGGGAGUGCAGAUGGUCUUCCACACCUUCCACCUGGAGAGCUCCCACGACUACUUGCUCAUCACAGAGGACGGGAGCUUCUCCGCACCCGUGGCCAGGCUCACUGGCUCCGUCCUACCGCACACCAUCAAGGCGGGGUUGUUUGGGAACUUCACAGCCCAGCUUCGGUUCAUCUCAGACUUCUCCAUCUCCUACGAGGGGUUCAACAUCACGUUUUCAGAGUACGACCUGGAGCCCUGCGACGACCCCGGCGUCCCCGCCUUCAGCCGCAGGAUCGGCUUCCACUUCGGCGUGGGCGACGCACUGACCUUCUCCUGCUUCCCCGGGUACCGCUUGGAAGGGGCCACCAGGCUGACCUGCCUGGGCGGGGGCCGCCGUGUGUGGAGCGCACCUCUGCCAAGGUGUGUGGCUGAAUGUGGAGCACGUGUCCGAGGAAACGAAGGAACAUUACUGUCUCCAAAUUUCCCAUCCAAUUACGAUAACAACCACGAGUGCAUCUAUAAGAUAGAGACAGACGCCGGCCAGGGCAUCCGCCUCAGCGCGCACAGCUUCCAGCUGUCCGAAGGGGACGUGCUCAAGGUUUAUGACGGAAAAGACAGCUCAUCCCGCCUGCUGGGAGCCUUCACGAAGACCGAGCUGCUGGGGCAGGUUCUCACCAGCACCUCCAACCACCUGUGGCUGGAGUUCAACACCAAUGGCUCAGACACGGCCCAGGGCUUCCAGCUCACCUACACCAGCUUCGACCUGGUGAAGUGUGAGGACCCCGGGCUGCCCAGCUACGGGUACAAGGUGCGCGACGGGGGCCACUUCGCGGACACGGAGGUGGAGUUCAGCUGCAGCCCCGGCUACGCCAUGCACGGGAGCGGCACGCUCACCUGCCUCAGCGGGGACCGCCGCGUCUGGGACCAGCCGCUGCCGUCCUGCGUGGCUGAGUGCGGAGGCCGCGUGCACGCAGGACCGUCGGGCCGCAUCCUGUCCCCUGGGUACCCGGCGCCCUACGACAACAACCUGCGCUGCACCUGGGUGCUGGAGGCCGCCCCGGGCCGCACCAUCAGCCUGCACUUCAUCGUGUUCGACACGGAGACUGCGCACGACACGCUGGCGGUGUGGGACGGGCCCGAGGACAGCACGCUGCUGCUGCGGGAGUGGAGCGGCUCCGCGCUGCCUGAGGACGUGCACAGCACCUUCCACGCGCUCACGCUGCGCUUCCACAGCGACUUCUUCAUCAGCAAGUCCGGCUUCUCCAUCCAGUACUCCA